UGCCCCAACCUUCCGUCACCUCUUUUGGUCUCGCUCGCUCGCUCAGCCUCCUGCCCUCUCGACUUCUCUUUCUCUCAAACCCUGUGACCGUUCUCGGGUUCUCUACGCCGUUGGCGAGCUACCAGCGUCGUUCAUGCGCAUCCAAGAUACCAAAGCAUAGAUUUGGUGAUGAAGUUUGUUAGUUGAUGAACCAGUGCAACCAAACCAUAUUCUCCCAAAUGACUAGUAUGGUUGAAUCAACAAAUUCUAACCUCGAACAAGCAGAAGAAAUUAAGCUUUUAGCUAAUGAAGCAUUCAAAGCCAACAAGUUUUCGCAAGCUAUAGUUCUGUAUAGCAAAGCUAUUGAACUGAACGGCCUUAAUGCUGUAUAUUGGGCAAAUCGUGCAUUUGCGCACACCAAGCUCGAGGAGUAUGGUAGUGCCGUGCAAGAUGCUAGUAAGGCUAUUGAGAUUGAUCCUAGAUAUUCUAAGGCUUACUACAGACGAGGUGCAGCAUAUCUUGCCAUGGGAAAGUUUAAGGAAGCUUUGAAAGAUUUCCAACAGGUGAAAAAAAUUUCCCCAAAUGAUCCUGAUGCAGCUAAGAAGUUGAAGGAAUGUGAAAAAGCUGUGCAGAAAAUUAGAUUUGAAGAAGCCAUUGCUGUAGAUGAAUCAGAAAGGCGCUCAGUUGCGGAUUCUAUCGAUUUCCGUACUAUAGAGGUGGAUGCACAGUACACUGGUGCAAGAAUAGAAGGUGAAGUUGUUACCUUGGAUUUUGUGAAGAAAAUGAUGAAUGAUUUCAAAAACCAGAAACAUCUACAUAAAAGAUAUGCUUACCAGAUUGUACUGGAAGUCCGAGAAAUGUUGCGAGCUAUGCCUUCUCUUGUAGAUAUCAACGUUCCAGAUAGUCACCUUUUUACAAUCUGUGGGGAUGUACAUGGCCAAUUUUAUGAUCUAUUAAAUAUAUUUGAGCUUAAUGGGCUUCCUUCGGAGGAGAACCCCUAUCUCUUCAAUGGAGACUUUGUGGACAGAGGAUCUUUUUCUGUCGAAGUUAUUCUUACUCUAUUUGCAUUCAAGUGCAUGUGUCCAACAGCUAUGCAUCUUGCAAGGGGUAAUCAUGAAAGUAAGAGCAUGAACAAAAUCUAUGGUUUUGAGGGAGAGGUCAAAUCCAAAUUGGGCGAGACAUUUGUUGAACUCUUUGCUGAAGUAUUUUGCUACUUGCCCUUGGCACAUGUUAUAAAUGAGAAAAUCUUUGUAGUUCAUGGAGGACUGUUUAGCGUCGAUGGUGUCAAACUUUCUGACAUUCAGGCAAUUGACCGCUUCUGUGAGCCCCCUGAAGAAGGUUUAAUGUGUGAGCUGCUUUGGAGUGACCCACAACCUCAAUAUGGAAGAGGCCCUAGCAAGCGAGGAGUUGGACUUUCUUUUGGAGAAGAUGUCACCAAGAGAUUUCUACAAGAAAACAAUCUGGAUCUUGUGGUUCGAUCACACGAAGUUAAAGAAGAGGGAUAUGAGAUUGAACAUGAUGGAAAGCUUAUUACUGUAUUUUCUGCUCCAAAUUAUUGUGAUCAGAUGGCGAACAAGGGUGCUUUUAUUCGUUUCACCGCUCCUGAUUUGAAGCCGGACAUCAUUUCUUUUUCAUCUGUGCCACAUCCGGAUGUCAAGCCGAUGGCAUAUGCUAGCAAUUUCCUGCGGAUGUUCUCAUGAUCCAAUCAAGAGUGUUGCUGCCGCCUAGGAUCCAACUUAUAAUACCUUCUCUUGCUUCAUUACUUAUACGUAUCCACAGCUGUAGCUGUAGCAAUGACGCAGAAUUUUUUCACACAAGCAGCAGCUGAAUUUUGCUACAAUACAGUUUUGCAUUGUUGUUUCAGUACUAUCUGAAAUUCUAGUUUAGUUAAGGAUUUUUUUGCCAUCUUUAUCAUUAUUUUUUUCACGAGGUCAAAUAGGUGCAUUGUAAAUGUACAAUGGUUUGUUUUCAUUUAAGAGAAAUUAAUCACUUGAACACAAUAAUUC
Zingiber officinale is the source of this 1985-nucleotide messenger RNA. Its product is annotated as serine/threonine-protein phosphatase 5-like. The record is from RefSeq and is a predicted model, not a curated record. Bases 186 to 1679 code for a protein of 497 amino acids. NCBI's taxonomy places the organism in Eukaryota, Viridiplantae, Streptophyta, Magnoliopsida, Zingiberales, Zingiberaceae. Gene Ontology annotation, cellular component: nucleus; cytosol. The transcript is spliced from 13 exons. Gene Ontology annotation, molecular function: protein binding; protein serine/threonine phosphatase activity.